AUGGCAGCCCCCCGCCUGGCCCUCCGCGUGGCCACCUUGCUGACCGGGCUGCUGGAAUGCCUGGGCUUUGCGGGCGUCCUCUUCGGCUGGGCCUCGCUGGUGUUUGUCUUCAAAACGGAGCAUUAUUUUGAGGACCUGUGUGAACCAAACACCCAGCUGACAGUAAACAGCACGGAGCAGGCAGACUGCAAAGCCCAGGACGAGAGGUUCUCACUCAUCUUCACGCUGGCGUCCUUCAUGAACAACUUCAUGACUUUUCCUACCGGCUACAUCUUUGACCGCUUCAAGACCACUGUGGCCCGUCUCAUCGCCAUAGGUCUCUACACCAGUGCCACACUCAUCAUCGCCUUCAUUUCCGCAGGCACAGCCCCGCUGCUCUUCCUGGCCAUGCCCAUGCUGACUGUGGGUGGAAUCCUGUUUCUGAUCACCAACCUACAGGUUGGGAAUCUCUUUGGCAAACACCGCUCCACCAUCAUCACCCUCUACAAUGGGGCGUUUGACUCCUCCUCGGCUGUCUUCUUGAUCAUUAAGCUCCUGUAUGAGCAGGGCAUCAGCCUCAGGGCCUCUUUCCUCUUCCUGUCCAUCUGCAGUGCCUGGCACAUCGGGCGCACCUUCCUCCUGAUGCCUCGGGGGCACAUCCCCUACCCUCUGCCCAGCAACUACCACUAUGGCUUGUGCUCUGGGAAAGAGUCCGUCACGGAGAAGAAAGUGGCUGAGUCCAGGGAGAUGGAACAUCAAUCCAAGGAUCUCGUGUCCUCGAAGGAAGAGAACCCCAGGCCUGAGCAGACGCAGGAGCUCCGUUCCUUCUGGCGCUAUGCGCUGACCCGGCGCUUCGUCUGGCACCUGGUGUGGUUAUCGGUGAUCCAGUUGUGGCAUUACCUCUUCAUCGGCACGCUCAACCCUCUGCUGACCAACCUGGCCGCUGGGGACAAGGCGCUUGUCAGCACGUACACAAACGCAUUUGCCAUCACUCAGUUCUUUGGCGUACUGUGUGCCCCCUGGAACGGGCUGCUCAUGGACCGCCUUAAGCAGAAGUACCAGAAGGAAGAGAGACAGACAGAUUCCUCGGACUCGAUAGUGGCUGUCUGCUCCACGGUGCCCUCACUGGCCCUGACGUCCUUGCUGUGCCUUGGCUUUGCCCUCUGUGCCUCGGUCCCCGUCCUGCCGCUCCAGUACCUCACCUUCAUCUUGCAGGUGGUCAGCCGCUCCUUCCUCUACGGGGGCAACGCGGCCUUCCUCACCCUCGCGUUCCCACCCCAGCACUUUGGAAAGCUCUUUGGGCUGGUAAUGGCCUUGUCGGCCAUCGUGUCUCUGCUCCAGUUCCCCAUCUUCACCCUCAUCAAAGGACCCCUCCAGAACAACCCGUUAUAUGUGAACUUGACCCUGGUGCUAAUCACCCUGCUGACCUUCGUCCACCCCUUCCUGGUGUACCGGGAGUGUCGGCGUCAGAAGGGAAGCCCCUGA
This is a messenger RNA of Elephantulus edwardii (Cape elephant shrew), 1464 nucleotides long. It is a transcript of the gene SLC43A3, whose product is annotated as solute carrier family 43, member 3. Gene Ontology annotation, molecular function: transmembrane transporter activity. NCBI's taxonomy places the organism in Eukaryota, Metazoa, Chordata, Mammalia, Macroscelidea, Macroscelididae. The transcript is spliced from 12 exons. Gene Ontology annotation, biological process: transmembrane transport. Bases 1 to 1464 code for a protein of 487 amino acids. The record is from RefSeq and is a predicted model, not a curated record.